CGGAACUCGAAUUUAAACGCUCCGCCUUCUUGUGACUUCAGAACUAUCCCGAACAUUCGAAAAAUUUAUCGAAUUAAUUACGAAGAUAAGAUUUACUUAGAAAACGCAAAGAGCUAUGUUAUCAUCUGAAAAUUAUAAUAAUUCUCUGUUAUAUCUCUUUCUUUGAUAUAACUUUUCUAUUUUCAUAAUGCAUACAAUUGAAUUAACGCUAUAUAAUGAACAGUAAAUCGACAACCGGAACUACAGUGUAGUAUAGUAACUAUUUCCGGAAUUUCAAGCAAAUAUGAUAUGAUGCUACGUUGACGUAUACAUAGAUAAUUGCAGAUUCUACGUCUUGGUUACUAUUAUUACUAUGGAUAAAUAACCUUUUUUUGAAGCAUUUUACGUCUUAUACAAAAUGACGGUCGAUAUUGUCGAAUUAUUAAAAGAACCGAGAAUCAUAAAAAUCUGCGCGCCAAUGGUUAGAUAUAGUAAAUUACCAUUUAGAAUGUUAGUCAGACGAUAUGAAUGUGAUAUUUGCUUCACACCUAUGAUAGUGGCAAAUUCAUUUGUGAAAUCGGCUAAAGCUAGAGACAGUGAAUUUUCAACAAUAGAGGAAGAUACUCCGCUUAUUGCACAGUUCGCAGCCAACAACGUAGCAGAUUUCUCUAAUGCAGCAGAAAUAAUUGCUCCUUACUGUGAUGGAGUUGACUUAAACAGUGGUUGCCCGCAACGGUGGGCUAUAAAUGAAGGAUAUGGUGUAGAUAUGUUAAAACAUCCAGAACUUGUAAAAGACAUAGUAUCUCAAGUUAGAAACCGUGUGUCUCAUCCCUUCACUGUUUCUGUAAAAAUACGUGUAUUAAAAGAUAUUCGUAGAACGGUUGACUUUUGUCAAACACUAGAGAAAGCUGGUGCGUCAUUUUUAACUGUACAUGCAAGAACACCUGAAAUGCGUUAUGAACCUAUACAUUUAGAUGAUCUUAAAAUUGUUAGAGAUAGUGUACAAUUACCUCUUAUUGCUAAUGGAGAUGUGAAAAAUCUAGAAAAUGCACAAAAAUUAUAUGAAGCAACUAAUUGUCAAGGAGUAAUGAGUGCAAGAGGUAUUUUAGCAAAUCCAGCUCUUUUUUCAGGAUAUACAACUACACCACUUAGUUGUAUUCAAGAUUGGAUAGAUAUUACAGCUAGGAUUGAUACACAUUUUUUAUGUUUUCAUCACCAUUUAGUAUUUAUGACUGAGAAAAUUUUAUCAAAAAAGGAUAGAGUAUAUCUUAAUAGUUUGAAAACCAGACAAUCUGUUUUAGAAUUUCUUGGAAAUCAUUUUGAUAUAACACCAAGCCCAUCUUAUGAUAUAAUAGAACAAAUAUUUUGUGAUGUUGAUGAAAGUAAUAUUGCAUAUGAUAAUGAAAAGCAUGCCAAAAAUAAACAAAAUAUGGAAUGUAAUAAUAUAUAUAUUGAAAGAGAUCAAUCAGAAAUACCUAAUUAUCUUUUAGGAGAUUUAUUUCAAGAAGCAUAGGAUUUUCUAUUUAAUUAAUACAUUCCACUGUGAAGAAAUAAUUUUAACACAGAACUAUACUAUGUAUAGUUUUAAAGUAUUAAGUCAUUUUUUUUAUUUUUAUAAAAUAUGAUACCAAUGCAAAACAAUUGUUUGUACAUAGAAAUAUAUUUUAUCUUUUAAACGAAAUUAAAA
Molecule: messenger RNA, 1666 nt
Organism: Vespula vulgaris
Lineage: Eukaryota; Metazoa; Arthropoda; Insecta; Hymenoptera; Vespidae
Product: tRNA-dihydrouridine(20a/20b) synthase [NAD(P)+]-like
Exons: 4
Coding region: 398-1492 (364 amino acids)
Molecular function (GO): tRNA dihydrouridine synthase activity
Source: RefSeq, a predicted model, not a curated record